AUGCCUGCGACUCCACCAUUAGAAGAGCUCAACCAACCAGUCUUUGGAAAAGACUCAGCUUCUGUCUCUUCAAAAAACCAUCAUGAUCUUGAAAACAACUCUUCAACUCAAAUUGAAAAUGCUUUCAAAAAAUCAAAAUCUUUAACAAUCCAAAAAUCAGAAAUCCUAGCUGCCCAAUAUAACACAGUCUAUCAUAAAGCUGUACUUUUAUUCUCUGCCUUUUUGGUUGGUUAUGGUUAUGGGUUAGACAGUAACACAAGAUAUGUCUUUACUGCCUAUGCCACUUCCUCUUACUCUGCUCAUUCUCUUUUAGCUACUGUCAAUGUUAUCCAAGCUGUUAUUGCUGCUGCCUCUCAACCUAUUUACGCAAGAUUAAGUGAUGUCUUUGGUAGAUUCCAGUUGUUCUUGGUCUCUAUUGUCUUUUAUUCUAUGGGUACCAUCAUCCAGUCUCAAGCUUAUGAUGUUCAAAGAUAUGCUGGAGGUACCAUCUUGUACUAUAUUGGUUAUGUCGGUGUUAUAUUAGUUUUGUUAUUAAUUUUAUCCGAUUUUUCUUCAUUAAAGUGGAGAUUAUUUUUCCAAUUUAUUCCUACUUAUCCCUUUAUAAUCAACACUUGGAUUUCUGGUGAUGUUACCUCUGCCAUUGGUGGAGAAAACUGGCAAAGGGGUAUUGCCUUAUGGGCUUACGUCUUUCCAUUGGCCUGUAUUCCCUUAAUUUGUUGCUUCCUUCAUAUGUAUUAUAAAGCUUCCAAAACUGAAGAAUGGAAAUUGGUUAAUCAACAAAAGACUUUGUUUCAACACCAUGGUUAUAAAAAAGCAUUUGUUUAUUUGUUCUGGAAAUUAGACUUGAUAGGUCUUGUGCUAAUGACUGCUAUGUUGGGUUGUCUCUUGGUUCCCUUAACAAUUGCUGAAGGUAUUGCGGACAAAUGGAACUCAUAUAAAAUCAUUAUUCCAUUUGUCUUUGGUGGUGUCUUGCUUCCUGUUUUCUGUUUUUAUGAAUUUAGAUAUGCCAAAUUUCCAAUUGCUCCUUUCGAAUUAGUUAAAGAUCGUGGUAUCUGGUCUGCUUUGCUUAUUUCUUUCCUUUUGGAUUUCAUCUUCUACUUGGCUGCUGAUUAUCUUUACACUGUCCUUGUUGUUGCAGUCCACGAAUCUGUGAAAUCUGCCACCAGAAUUGUGUUAACUUCUUCUUUUGUUUCUGUUGUUGCUGCUCCAUUCUUCAGUCUUGUUGUUGUCAAAGUCAAGAAAUUAAAGGGUUUCAUCAUCACCGGUUGUUGUCUUUGGAUGUUAGCAAUGGGUCUUUUAUUGCAUUUCAGAGGUGGUGAAGAUGCUCAUUCUGGUAUCAUUGGUGCCUUAUGUGUUUGGGGUUUGGGCACUUGUUUCUUUUCCUAUCCAAUCAAUGUCUCAGCUCAAAGUGUUGUUAGUCAUGACAACAUGGCCAAUGUAACUUCUUUGAUUUAUACCACAUAUAGAAUUGGUGCUGCUGUUGGUGCUGCUAUUAGUGGUGCUAUCUGGACUUUGAAUUUACAUGAUAGACUAGUUUACCAUCUUGCUGACAAUGAUUUGGCUGAAGCUGCUUAUUCUUCUCCAUUUACCUUUAUCGUGACCUAUACCUGGGAAACUGUUGAAAGACAACAGGUUGUUUUAGCUUAUCGUGAUGUUCAAUUGAAAUUAAAUUUAGUUGCUGUAAUUUUUUGUGUUCCAAUGAUUUUUGCUGCUUUCUUCCUUAGAGAUCCACCAUUAACUGAUAGUGUUGCCAAUGAAAAAGUUGAUGAUGAAAAGCAACAUGUCGACAGAACUGAUGAAGACAUUAUUACUCAAAAAGUUCACAAAUUUGCUCGAAAUCUCAAGAGAAGAACUGUUACUGCUUUCAGUAAGAAGGCUUAG
Messenger RNA from Ascoidea rubescens DSM 1968, 1881 nucleotides. It is a transcript of the gene ARN1, whose product is annotated as siderophore transporter. Bases 1 to 1881 code for a protein of 626 amino acids. Gene Ontology annotation, cellular component: vacuolar membrane; endosome. The record is from RefSeq and is a predicted model, not a curated record. Gene Ontology annotation, biological process: intracellular iron ion homeostasis; transmembrane transport. NCBI's taxonomy places the organism in Eukaryota, Fungi, Ascomycota, Saccharomycetes, Ascoideales, Ascoideaceae. Gene Ontology annotation, molecular function: siderophore-iron transmembrane transporter activity. The transcript has a single exon.